AUGGAUAUCCGGAAUAUGAGAGUUCUGAUUCUGGUCAAAACUGUGCAGAUGGCCAAGCUUUCUGACAAAGAGUCUGCUUCAACUCCUGGUGCACCAACCACUACUGAUCCAUUAGAUCCCGGCAUCCUUACUCCUGACAUCUACAUCACAUUUUGCAAGGCUGUGAAAUCACCAAUCAAGACCAAAGGCCCUAAUAAGCGACCAGUAGCGAAUGCCAUCAUACGGCCAAACUGUAAACCCAAAGGGAUGAAUGCUGGAGGACUUGGCAAAGAGUCCCCGCCGAUAUUCCGUACCCCCCGGCCGGGCCCGUGGAAAAACUUGGAAUCAAACGUGUCAAGUUUUCUACUCCUCGGACCUCCUGGUACGGGUAAAGCCUUAAUCGCUAGAGAGAUUGGUAAGAUGUUAAACACGAGGGUACCUAAGGUCGUUGACGGUCUAGAAACCUUGAAUAAGUUGGUCGGAAAAUUGGGGGAAAACAUCAGAGAGUUUUAUGCAGAAGCAGAAAAGGAGUCAAGGAAAAGGCCGAAUAGAGUGGGUUACAUAUCCUCAUAGUGCGAAAACUCGAAUAAUUGGCACUCGCUCUAGGACGUUAGACCUGCCUUCACAGCAUAGUCCAUCAUAUUUCUGUCUUAAGCUGGGGAUCAGGGGCUUCAGCAUUCGCAAUGGGGAAGUCGGCCCAUCCUUAGGGGUGGGCCGGGGAGGGGUAUCAUAUCACACUGCAGGAAUCGCACUCCAUCUAGGCCUGGCCAGAAUUUCACCCCGUGUUUGGCGGAAGGAUCGGGGAAGACGACGGGCACCCACCAUGGGUUCAUUUAAUCCCAUGGAAGGUAGGGGCAGCAUGUGGGGCGUAUGGCUAACAGGUAGGGCUUAUGACUCCAGUUCGCCACUCAUGUUGUGCGUUGCCAGGUGUGAGAAUGAAUAUUCACCAGCAAUUGAUUUCUCAUGAUGUUGACCAUAGUAAAGAGAUGUCUAUCCGGAGGUGGCCACGCAACAGCCCACAUAGCACCAUUCUCCAUUUAACAUACUCGAGUACGAUAGGCCUACAUCCGGUAGAAAGCCUGAUCCGAAGGGACUGGUAUCACGGAAAACUCCAAGCCCACCAUCUUCUUCCACACAUGCGUCACCAGCUACUAGCUCCUACACUAAAGACGCAAGGAUGCCAAAGUGUCACCCCACUCUGUCGGGCCGCAGUCUCGGCCGAAACCUGCCGCUCGCCGCACUCGCUGGACCAGACCGAUGA
This is a messenger RNA of Tuber aestivum (summer truffle), 1240 nucleotides long. Lineage: Eukaryota; Fungi; Ascomycota; Pezizomycetes; Pezizales; Tuberaceae. The record is from the annotation of a GenBank genome assembly.